Molecule: messenger RNA, 2112 nt
Organism: Culex pipiens pallens (northern house mosquito)
Lineage: Eukaryota; Metazoa; Arthropoda; Insecta; Diptera; Culicidae
Product: transcription factor GAGA-like
Exons: 5
Biological process (GO): regulation of transcription by RNA polymerase II
Cellular component (GO): nucleus
Molecular function (GO): protein binding
Source: RefSeq, a predicted model, not a curated record
CUUCUCCUCGACUCCGUUUUCGUUCGCGCUGCAUCCAUCCCACCAGCCAUCAUAAUAGUUAUUGUCAUUUUUUUCCUGGCUCCAGAAAAAUAUAAUUACAAUUUUAAUGGUUUUCAAUUCUGGUGGAAAAAUGUUGGCCCGCUCGACGACGACAACGACUGCAGCAGCAUAAUUCGGCGGUGGUCGCCUAUCGAUUGGAAACUCGCGAGUGUGUGAUUUGCAAGAGGGACGAUUUGUUAUAAAAACUUUGUUUUGGGAGCUGAAAAGUCUCGUCCGGACGGAUUUCUCGGGACGAUGGCGUCGACGGGACUGGUGGACAAGUCGUUCGUGAACAUCAACGACGAGCUGUUCUACCUGAAGUGGAACAACUUCCAGAAGAAUGUGAGCACCCAGUUUGAGAAGCUGCGGGAGGAUGACGACCUGGUGGACAUAACGUUUGCGUGCGAGGGCCGGAAGCUGAUGGCGCACAAGCUGGUGCUGUUUGCGUGCAGUCCGUUUUUCAAGGAGCUGCUGAAGAAAAAUCCUUCCCCUCAUCCGGUGUUCUUCAUGAACGACGUCAAGUUCGAUGUGCUGAAGGCGAUUCUGGAGUACAUGUAUCUGGGGGAGGUCCACAUAACGAACGAGAAUUUGAAGGAUUUCAUUAAAACGGCUGAGGGCCUGCAGAUUCGGGGUCUCAGCAAGGAGAAUAAUACUGACCUGGCGAUGCCUCCGAUCGUACCAACCCCCCAACCUGCGGUGAGCCACAUGGCUCCGAUCGGGCGCAAGGUCAUCAUCGACGACAAGGAGACGAUCAUCACCGCGGAGAAUGUGCAGCUGCUGGACGAGCUGUGCCGCAAGCGUCCCGUUGAUACCGGCGAUCUCGGCGGCGGCCAGGUGGUCGGCCUCAACAUCAAGCGUAUCAAAACUGCGACCGUAGUCGAGACGCAGAUCCAGUCCGAUGGCAGCGGUUCCUCCAACGUAGAGCCCAAGGUGGAGAUGGUCGAGUAUCUGGACGCGGAAGCAACUAACCACCAGUCGCCGCAGUACUGCAGCAUGGACAACUUCACGGAGAAGAGCAACUCGCGCAACAACAUGACCCACAUGGGACAGAUCAACGCGGCCACCUUCACGCAAACUCCGGCGCAACCAAGCAGCUCUGGCCACCAGCAGCAGCAGCAACAGCAACAACAACAGUAGCAGCAGCAGCAGCACGUCCAGCACGAGUACAAAUCCGAAGAGGACAGCAGCUGGAUGGACAAAUCUCUGGACAACAUAUCGGUCAAUUCGGAACACCAACAGCAGUCAGGACAGCAAACCGUCAAGUACAAGGGCAAGUCGAGUAGUGGCGGCGGCGGCGGCGGCGGAGGAAGCAGCAGCCGAUCGCAGCGCUCCAACGAGGACAAAACCAACUGCCUAACGCCUCGCUGCUGUCCUAUUUGCUCACGACUCUACUCGAACGUAUCGAACCUCCGCCAGCACAUGCGCCUCAUCCACAACCCAACGGCCGUCUGCUGUCCAAUCUGCCAAAAGCACUUCAACUCCGAGCUCUACCUAAAGCGGCACUACUCGUCGAUCCACUCGAUCAACGCCGGCGGCGGCACGGGAACCAACGAACCGGGCGAACUCGUAGAUCAGAAGCCGCCAGCGCAGCUGGCCACCCAAGGACAAGCCCCCCAACAGCAGCAGCAGCAGCAACAACAGCAAGGUCAACAGCAGUAGCAGCAGCAGCAACAACAGCAAGGUCAACAGCAGCAGCAGCAGCAACAACAAGCGGCCUCCCAACAGCAGCAGCAGCAACAGGCACCGCCGUCGGCCAGCACAAACACGUGGAAUCCGUACCAUCAUCACACCGUCGGUGACAUGCAGCUGGUGAAUCCGUUCAUCAAAUAAUUACAGGUUGGUUUGGAAGGGGAGCAGCGGCAGCAAGGUCGGCUUCCUCGCUUGGUCGCGAUUUGUUCGCUGGGUCAGCUCGUUGGUGGAACCUCCCAUUUAGGGACAGAUUGCGAAAUCUGAUUUUUUUAAGUUGUAUUUUAUUGUUUCUUCGAGUUGAAGAAAGCUUUUUAAAAACAAAUAACAUUGAUGAUUAGUUUUCAAUAUUUUACAGGCAGCGUUUUCCGUUUGACUGCAAAAAAA